Messenger RNA from Diabrotica virgifera virgifera (western corn rootworm), 1995 nucleotides. RefSeq names its product DNA primase small subunit-like. The transcript has 6 exons. Lineage: Eukaryota; Metazoa; Arthropoda; Insecta; Coleoptera; Chrysomelidae. The record is from RefSeq and is a predicted model, not a curated record. Gene Ontology annotation, biological process: DNA replication, synthesis of primer. Gene Ontology annotation, cellular component: alpha DNA polymerase:primase complex. The coding region runs from base 222 to 1070 and encodes 282 amino acids.
UAUCAACGAGUGUCCUGGGAAAAUCGUUAGUUCCUGUUCCCUGGUCUAUAUUAUUAAAAAUGUUGAGCAAUUUCACUAAAUUCCGAACUGAAUAUUCACUGAGUGCGAGUCUAAAUAAGUGUGACUAUCUUCACUCUAAAUAUUUCCCGCCAAUGCCAAUAACAAGAAUAGUUUCAUAAUAGUUUUAAACUUUUUAUGAAAUAAUUUAAAUAAUAAAUAAUAUGUCUGUUGAAUACAACCCAGAUACUUUACGUGAUCUUUUGCCUUUAUAUUAUAGAAAACUGUUCCCUCAUUCACAGUUUUAUAAGUGGUUAAGUUAUGGUAAGUGGAUAAACUACAGUAGGAAAAAUGAAAGAAUACCCAUGAACGAACAUAUAAAAUACUUAACAUUUGCCAAAAGAGAAAUAUCAUUCACUCUACUGGGAGAUAUUGUCAUUCGAUAUCAAUCAUUUGAUACACAAAAAGAGUUUUUAAGCGAGCUGCUAAAGAAAUUCCCUAUUAAGAUCGAUUUAGGGGCUAUGUAUCCAACCAAGCCUAGAGACAAAGGGCCGGUGUCACAAAUUGUACCUGAAGAAAAAGAGAUAGUGUUUGAUAUUGAUAUGACCGACUAUGAUGAUAUUAGGACUUGUUGUUCAGGUGCAGACGUCUGCACGAAAUGUUGGAAAUUCAUGGUCAUAGCUUGUAAAAUAUUGGAUGCAGCACUUUACCAUCAUUUCGGCUUUAAUCACAGGCUCUGGGUGUUUUCUGGAAGGAGAGGUAUCCAUUGUUGGGUAUGUGACCCUAAGGCAAGAAUAAUGGAUGACUCCAUUAGAAAUUGUAUAUCGGAUUAUCUUCAGAUAAUUAAAGGAGGCUCUAGUGCUCAUAAAAUGGUAUAUUUGCCUGGGGAAGAAAUACAUGAAUCUGUAGAAAAGCCGCCCAAUGGGAAGAAAUCUAGUGAAGUGAAGUUAAACUCCAACGUGGAUGGAGAAAGAAAUAAUCCAGUGAUUUUAAUUGCCACCGCCCAAUGGAAUAUAGAAAGUUUCAACAGGUUAUUACGUCCUCCACUCCAAGCACUGACCCAAAUACGAUAAUAUAUCAUCUGAUGAUGAUAAUGAUGAUGAAGAAAAAUAAAUAGUGGCCUAAUCGAUGAGAUCAAUGCCUAUGACAAAAAGAUCAUGGAACAAGAACAAUAUCUAAUGGAAGUAGAUAGUGCUGAGACUCCAUCGAAAUCAAAGAUCAAAGACUAUAAAAAAACCAGUUUGUUACAUUCAGUUGCCAUUUUUGAAGAGUUUCUUAGGCUAUUGGAGAAGCAAAGAAGAGGCGAAGGUGAUUAGGUAACUAUGAAGCAGACAAAUUUAUCAGAAACGUUGCAUCUGGAUCAAAAGCUGGACGGAAUGUUUUAAUAAAAUAGCUAAAAUAGUAUUAAGAUAUGUUAUUAUAAAAUAGACAUUAGUAAAACCUAUGUGAAAAAAAUGUGUGUGUACUUUGUACGCACAUAAGAAGUUAUACUUCUAUUAUUAUGAUUUCAACAAAAUUAAUAUACUUAACAGGUUAUUUGUAAUUUAUUUAAAUAUUAAACUAACUUUCUUUACCUACCACUUUUAAAAUUUUUUUAUUAAAACGAUACCAAUUGCUUUGACAGGUUUGAAGAUUUUUCAUACAUACUGACAAAUUUAAUAGACCAAGUUAAAUAUACAAAAAUAUUUUAAAUAUACUUACUACAUAUUAUUAUAAAAUAUCUUAUUCCUGAGGAAGACAAAUCCAAAGACACAAAAAUUAUAAUAAAUAAUACCUUUACUAAGAACACCAAUAUAUCUUUUUAUAUGAUAUAAUAUGACUUAUUUGCGCUGAUAGCGCUAAUACAUAUAUCUUGAAAGAUUAGCAACGAAAUACAUACUGUCUGUGUGCGCAUGCGCCCGGCAUUAAAAAAUUUCACUCUCGAUCGUAAAGAAGUAUAACUUCAAAAAUAUCGUCGAAAUGUUAUAUUCAUCGUAUUUUAAUAAACGUAUAAAUUAA